AAAGAUAAAUGGAUGUCGGAUGUUUUUAAUGGAAUUGUAUAAUCGUCCAGCCUGUCGGGAAGGAUCUCAUGCAAAAGACUGUUCAAGGGUUUCUCCAUGAACAACCUGAAUGAUCCUCCAAGAUGGAAUAUUAGACCGGAGCCUGCAGGAGAUGACGGAGGGAGAUGGAACUAUGCCCUGCUGGUGCCCAUGAUCGGGCUGGCAGCAUUUCGCUGGAUAUGGACUCGAGAAUCCCAAAGCCAGAUUCAAGAUGUGAAGAAGAAGUACGACAGCGACGUGGCAGAGAUUACCAGAGACCUGGAGCUGAAAUACAGGGAGACGCUGACGGAAAACCAGCGAACGGCAGCACACCUGGAGCUCGAGCUCGAGAAGGAGCGCCAGCGGGUACAAGGCUACAGGAAAACCCUGAUCUCUCACAGCCAGCAGCUGAUGGAGGAACGCAAGCACCUCCAGCAGGAGCAACAGGACUUGAAGCAGGAGAAGAGCCGCUUGCUGCAGUCUGGAGUAGCCGGGACGGCGCUGCGGGAUGCCCUGCGGAGGGAGCAGCAGUGGCAGCAGCGGGCUCAGGAUCUGCUGCAGGAGCUGGAGGUGCAGCUGGUGGAGAGACAGGAGGCUUUCUGCAGCAUCCUCUUCCCACGAGAGCAGCGUCUGGAGAUGGAGAAGAACCUGCUGCUGAAGGUGGCUAAACACCCACUGGGCGCCGAGCUCCACCUAGAGGAAGAUCUCAGGGAUAUUUUUAAGAAUGACAAACACUGUGCGGAUUUGCUGAACAUGGAUAAGCGUAGGAAUGGGAAUCUGAUGUGGCUGUAUCUCAGGUACUGGCAGCUGCAGGUCACGCUGCAGAAACACAAGAGGGCAGAAGAGACGCUCAAAAAAGCAUCGCCAAACUCUGGUGGGAUCUCUUAAAGGGAUAGUUCACACAUAACUGAAAAUUCAUUUACUCACCCUUCAUGUGUCACACACCUCACUUAAGAAAAUAUUUUUGCUGCUCAAAACUACUUAUUUAAAAUGAGCUGACAAAUGUUUUUACAUAUUUAAAUGGAUUGAACAUAAAACAUUUAAGUUAAUGUAAUUGAUUUGUGUUGGGAAAAAUGAAUUGUGUCACAAGAAGAUAUUUUGAAAAAUGUUAGAAACCUGUAACCACUGACUUCCAUAGUAUUUGUUUUUCCUAUUGUGGAAGUCAAUGACUACUGGUUUCAAACAUUCCUCAAAAUAUCUUCUUUUGUGUUCAACAGAAAAACAAAUCUACUUGAAGGUAAGUAAAUUUAUCAGAUUUGGGUGAACUAUGCCCUUAACUUUCCCUAAAUGUUUUCCUUUGGUCAUCCUGAUCGUCCUCGUGAUUCAUUUAUCAGCUACUUAUGAUGCCAAACCUUUUUUGGGAAACAAGUUGAGCCUUGACAAUCAUAUCACAACAAAAAAUGUUUGGUUUGUUUUUGUUUCUUACAUGUGGAAGCAAAUUAAUCAAAUGCUUUCACAUCUAUUGCAUUACUGGUAAAGCUUAUUAGAGGAUUAUUUCAUUUUCAAUCUAAAAUGAGUUACUGAAAUGUGCAAUAAAGAAGAAACCAUAUAUUAGGA
Danio aesculapii is the source of this 1575-nucleotide messenger RNA. RefSeq names its product coiled-coil domain containing 127a (gene ccdc127a). The transcript is spliced from 3 exons. Lineage: Eukaryota; Metazoa; Chordata; Actinopteri; Cypriniformes; Danionidae. The coding region runs from base 97 to 906 and encodes 269 amino acids. The record is from RefSeq and is a predicted model, not a curated record.